Molecule: messenger RNA, 1167 nt
Organism: Protopolystoma xenopodis
Lineage: Eukaryota; Metazoa; Platyhelminthes; Monogenea; Polystomatidea; Polystomatidae
Source: the annotation of a GenBank genome assembly
AUGACAUUGGUUGCAAAUAAUAUUCGCAAUAAAGGCAGGAGGAAUAAUGUGCUCUGUUCCGACGCUGAUGACGAUGAUGCCCCGACCGUUCCUCAGCGCUUUAAGCCUCGUAAGAGUACUGUAGAUAGUCAUGGUGAUGCCCUAAUUGAUCAUGAACUGCUUUCUAUUUGUGACGAAAACAAUGAUGAAUAUGAACGAAUUGCUCGAAGAAAAUCUAGGAUACUUGAGCCUCAUCCUGUAGGCUUGGAUAGUCCAUGCCAAUCAGGGAAUAAACCACCUGAUCAAGAUCAGCUCUCUAGACCUAAUUCAAACCAACCAUCUAGUUCUCAGCGCCGAAUUGAUGCUGCUGCACCUCGUUCGAUUUCCCAGGCUCAAAUUGGUGAUCAUUAUGGUACCUGCAUUAAGUUAGCUGCAGAAAACAAAAUUACCUCAAAGAAUGCAUUCAAUUUGCACCUUAUAGACUAUAUGAGUGAAAUGAUCCAAAAAGAGGACUUUGCGAGUUUUCAGAUGGCCAGCUCUUCUCUAGAUGCCGGAGCCAAGAUUUACGCUGGCCGCGUUGACGCUGUUCAUCAAGAGACCUAUCAAGUCCUCACAGGUUUAGGCCGUUCUGAUAGUGGUAAACAGCAGACAAGGCAUGAAGGAGAGGAAAGCGACAACGAGCAUCAUCAGAAUAUAGAUUCAUCUGAUGAAACAGACAACGGUUUGGAGCGUCCUGCACCUGAAGCUAAUAAAAAACGACGACAAAAGGCUCCAUCUCAGAGGGAUGUUAUACAAAAGCUGAUAGCUAAAAUCCGUAACAAAGUUGUUGCUUCUAAAUACGAUGUUGAUCCACUAUUUCAGCAUCAAGCUGCAUCAUAUGAUGAAGGAGGUAUUUCUGAAUUGCGUCUCAAUCGCUUGCGCACCAUUAAUAAUUCCUGUGAAUUGAUGCUAGAUAGUACUUCGCCAGUGAUGCAUUCUACUGGGGAAUCAGAGAUAAAUGACGAAGAGAUGAAAAAUCUGUUCGCUCCUCUGAAACUGCCCUCCAGCGUUGUGGAUCCUCUUAUGUCCAUAAUAAUCGAGUCAAAUUUUGUACACGUCAGCCUUGAUCAUGAAAAGACCAUUGAAAUAGGUCCCAGCAUCUGCAAGUCCUUCGAAAACUUUAUAUUUACUGAUUGGGAUAAGAGUAUG